UGUUGAGCCUGUUCUUAAUAGUCCUAGGGCCAUCAGCCAUAAGGUAACAUUACCCCAUAUUGAGCUUCCGACAUUUGACGGCAAGCCUGAGUCGUAUACUAAAUUCAUCGUCUCUUUUGAAAAUUUGAUUGCAAAGUAUAAUUUGUCUCCUUUCGAGAAAUUCUCAUAUUUGUCCAAACAACUUACUGGAGUAGCUAAAAAAUUGAUUGAAUCACUUAGCCUCAAUGACCUAAAUUAUGACAGUGCUAAGAAACUGCUGAACGAUGCCUUUUGCAAUAAAUUAGAUCAACAAUUUUCUGUUAUAUCUAAACUAUGUUCACUUAGGCUGGAUAAUGAUGCUAAAGAUGCAUACACAUGGAUCGGAGAGGCGAGGUUGCUGGACGAGCAGAUUCAGUCAUUGCAGAUUACUGCCGAAGUUUUUACCCAGUAUUUCAUGUGGCAAGGCUUGAAUGACAAGUUUCGUAAACAUUUGACUGCCGUCACGCAGAAAACUCGCCCCUCUUGGCCAUUAAUGAGAGAUGCUUUGUUCGAGGCUAACUCGAGGUUUGUAGAGGAACAAAGACUUGCUCCCGUUGUGUCAAUUGAAUCUGUUGCUGCAGCUGCUGCUGUGAGAUCUAAAGAUAAGUUCAGUGUUUCGUGUGCAUUAUGUUCCAAAGAUCAGUCUGUAAAUGCCAGUCAUCACUUUAGUCGAUGUCCGCGAUAUCCUGACGUGGAGUCCAAAGUAACUAAACUUAAACUUGUUUCUGGCUGCUUGAAAUGUGGAUACACUAACCAUACUACCAAGGCUUGCUCUUUUAAAUUCAAACGUAAUUGUUUCAAGUGCAAUGGACCUCAUAUGACGUUUUUGUGCCAGAAAGAUUCAAAAGCUGUUGGGGGAGCUAAGCCUACGGGCAAUGACAAAUCUAACGUAAAGUCAACUGUUUCUAACAUUGUUUCUACUGUCUCUAUGGCUACUGACUCUUACAAUGACGUAAUUUUGCCUACUGCCACGGUGCAUUUUCCUGGCGUUGGAGAAACUCCUGUUAGGGUAUUCAAAGACAUCGGUUCACAAUCUUCUUUCGUAAAAGGUUCUCCGAAAACCAUUCCAAAUUGUACAAUUGUUAGAAAGGUUAAGGUAAAUGUGAAAGGCAUUAAUUCUGUGAAAACUUUCAAUGCUCCAGUGGUGCGUUUUCCUGUUGAAGUUCCUGGCCAAGGAGUUCAACAGAUUUCAGCCAUAUGCGUACCCACGUUGAACACGGAAGUGUCAGCGAAAGGGCUGGUGAAUCUGUCGAUCUUGUUCAGGGAGAAUGGAUUUGUUCUUUCUGACAAAAAUUUGACCUCUGACCAUAUCAAUGAUGUAACCAUAUUGCUCGGAAGUGACCAAUGUCAUCUUUUCCCUUUGAAGCAGCAUAAUUAUAAAGUAGGGGACAAUGCAUUUUCUGUGAUCUAUGAAACCCCGGCAGGUCUGAUGCUGUCCGGCAGCGUGUCUAAUUAUGUUUCUAAUAUGUCUGCCGUACCGACCCACCUGCGCGGUGAAAUAUGACUAUCUGUUAGUAGCACGGUGGUGGAUUUGAUAGAGGAUAAAGACUUGAUCGAUCGCGCCACAAUUGACAAAGUAACGCAUGAAACGCUAGAAUUGAUGUAUAACCAAUUAAUUGGAGAUUUGCAUUCGGACGAACCAAUAAUGACUGAGGAAAAUCAGCUGUUGCUUCACAACAUGCUCAAAGAUAUCGUGCGUGAUCCGGCUUCGGGUCGGUUAAUAGUACCAGCUUUGUGGAAGCAUGAUGUAUCUCAUUUGUUGGCGUAUAACUAUAAACUUGC
Hyalella azteca is the source of this 1800-nucleotide messenger RNA. RefSeq lists its product as uncharacterized. The record is from RefSeq and is a predicted model, not a curated record. The transcript is spliced from 2 exons. Lineage: Eukaryota; Metazoa; Arthropoda; Malacostraca; Amphipoda; Hyalellidae. The coding region runs from base 434 to 1522 and encodes 362 amino acids.